Fraxinus pennsylvanica is the source of this 2106-nucleotide messenger RNA. The record is from the annotation of a GenBank genome assembly. Lineage: Eukaryota; Viridiplantae; Streptophyta; Magnoliopsida; Lamiales; Oleaceae.
AUGUUAGGGGAAGAGAAUAAGGAUAGGCCUGCCGGAGGGAGUUGGAAAACAUACUCACGGUCUGUUUCGUGGAGUGAUGGAUCACCUAGAAAGACAAAUUCUAGGCCACAAUGGAACAGCAAGGCUCGGGCUUGUUUGCCGCCCCUUCAGCCUCUUUCGGUUACUAGACCUAGCGGGGAGGAAUGGCCGAGGGCCGGCUCGGAUGAUAUUGGCAUAUGGGCGAACCCCCCUACUACUCCUGGUGCAAGGCUUGGAUCAAUGACGCCUCGUGGAAAUUCAAAUUCAGAACAACCUCCUAGAGAAUUUGAAUUCAAGAAAGAUAAGCUCGCAUUCUUUGAUAAGGAAUGCUCAAGAAUUUUGGAUCACGUAUAUUUAGGAAGUGAUGCUGUUGCUAAGAAUCGUGAAAUUUUAAAGCAGAAUGGAAUAACCCAUGUGCUGAACUGUGUGGGGUUUGUUUGCCCUGAAUAUUUCAAGAAUGAGCUUGUUUACAAGACACUUUGGCUGCAGGAUAGCCCGUCCGAGGAUAUCACGAGCAUUUUCUAUGAUGUUUUUGAUUAUUUUGAAGAUGUUAGAGAACAAGGUGGGCGAGUCCUUGUUCACUGUUGCAAAGGGGUGUCACGAUCGGCCUCUUUGGUUAUUGCUUAUCUUAUGUGGAAAGAUGGCCAGAGCUUUGAGGAAGCAUUCCAGCACGUUAAAACAGCACGAGGAGUGACUAACCCGAAUUUGGGAUUUGCCUGUCAACUUUUGCAGUGCCAGAAGCGGGUACAUGCCUUGCCUCCAAGCCCCUCUUCGGUUCUUCGUAUGUAUCGAAUGGCACCUCACUCCCCGUAUGAUCCCCUUCAUCUUGUUCCGAAAAUGUUGAGUGAACCAGGGUCAGAAAGACUUGAUUCUCGUGGAGCUUUCAUUGUUCAUGUUCCUUCAGCAAUAUUCAUCUGGACAGGGAAGCAUUGCUCCAAAGUGAUGUCAGAUAAAGCCAGGUCAGCUGCAUCUCAAAUUAUCCGUUAUGAAAGGGCCUGGGGUCCGGUUAUAACUGUCAACGAAGAUGAAGAAACAUCUGAAUUCUGGGUUGCUCUUGACUUGAAAAAACAGUUAGCAGAUGGUUGUGUCACAGAGAUAACAGAAGACAGAAUUGGCCCUUCAGUUUGUCCGUCCAUCUGUCAAAGGAAAGUUGAUGAGUAUGAUCAAGAUUUCGGAAUUUUUUACAAAGCACUAACCGGUGGAAUUGUUCCACCUUUUCCCUUAUCAGGAAGUGGAUCCGAGACAUGCAUACCUGCUAGAGAAAAUGGUUGGAGCAGAUUGAGAAGAAAGUUGACCAGUGAUAUUAUGAAAGAACUUAUUGCGUCGUCUAAAUUGAAUUGCAAUUUGACUCAAGCAAGUGAUAAAGCAGAUACAAUAGAUACUUGUAAAGAAGUUCUGUUGCCUUCUAGUCCUCAGUGCGAUUCACCUGAUUCCUUUGCUUCGUACAAAACUGGCAGCCCUGUUGCACUAAUGGAGAAAGUGGAAUACUCAGUUCCCCUUACUGAUACUGUACUGUCACCAUCACCUUCGCUCAAUUCAUUGGAUUCUUUUAGUUCUUAUCUUGUGAAUAAACCGAAGUUUAAUUCGACAUCCCCAUCACUCUCUCCUUCAACCUCAGAUUAUUCAAGUUCAUUUAACUUUUCACCCUCAUCGUCUAACUGGUCAGACUUAUCAUAUUUGUCAGCUCACCCUUCACCUUCUGGACUAGAGUCCAAAGAUCCUGUUAAGAGCGGUUCCUCAGAGGAAAGUGCAUGUUUACCUCUUGGAGCAUCUUCCCCUCCACUGGAAGAAGCAUUUUCCGCUACUCAUGCUUUGAGAGCGGCAAGUUUUUCAUUUAGAGGAACGUCACCCUCCCUUGCUGAGCGCAGAGGAAGCAGUCUUCCUCCUCGGAUGAUGUUACCUUCGGUGGACGAGGCAUCACAUGCUUCCACCAUUUCGAUGAAUUUGUCGUUUUACGUAGAAGAUGAUAUUAUGCAGGAUAUUGAACACAAUAACUUUAAACAUGAUAGAUCUUUGGAGACAAAUAGAGAAGAGCCAACGUAUGUUGCUCACAGCUAUGCUGCUGACAAUGAUCCGUUUGAGUUUUGA